Molecule: messenger RNA, 1237 nt
Organism: Drosophila yakuba
Lineage: Eukaryota; Metazoa; Arthropoda; Insecta; Diptera; Drosophilidae
Product: activating signal cointegrator 1 complex subunit 2 homolog
Exons: 2
Coding region: 423-1106 (227 amino acids)
Source: RefSeq, a predicted model, not a curated record
AUAUUUGUUUAGAUAGAAUCGCUUCCUCGUGUGCACUAAUAAGCACAUUGCCCUCUGCAAGGGUACAAAAGUAGACAAAAGUGGCUUAAGCUGAGUCCAAUUGAGGCUUGACUUGAAUCGGAUGGGAUCGUAUUGCUAUGGUUUGCUUGGCGGCCGGCAGUGGUGAUGAUUCAGCUGGAAUACUUGGAUAUUUAGCCAUUCGAAUGUUUGUUUGGCAAAUUGUUUGUUGAGAUGCGACAAAACUAAAGAAAAUCAAAGCCCAAAACCGUCGACAAAUCAAAUAACGGAACUCGCCUCGAAACCCACUACCUUAACUUAUUGGCUAUUCCAAGCGAAGGUCUCCACUGAGGCUGUACUCAUAUAAAUAUCAUAACUUCGAUCUGUUCCGACAUCAGACGCUCCACAGCCAUACAUCCAACAAGAUGAAAACCUUCGUCCUGACUCUCGCUUUGUGCGCCUGCCUGGCUGCCGCCGAUGUGUCCCACUUACAGCCCAGCACCAGCUACCUUCCGCCUCCUCGUCCGGAGCACGCUGUGUCCAUGAGCAUCGAGCAACAGGAGCUGCGAGAGCUGCCCGAGCAAGUGGAGUACAUGCGUCCAAAUGAACAGGGUCAGAUGGAGCCCAUGCCCAGCAGUCUUCUCACUCCUCCCGCUCCAGUGGAUCAGCAGGAAGCCAUGCCCUCCUCUCGCUACCUGCCACCUGCACCUGCACCUGCACCUGUUCCCGUUCCAGUUGAGAUGACCGUUGAACCCGUGAUGAUGCCCCAGAUGGAAGUGAUGGAGAAGGUCCAGCAACAGCCAGAGCUCGCACAUCGUUACCUGCCUCCCGCACCAGUUUCUGAGCAGCAGCUGACCUACCAGCAAUACCAGGAGCAGAUGCAGCAGAUCCAGAUGCACGAUGAGCCCCAGGAACAGCAGCCCCAGCAACCGCAGGAACAGCCGGAACAGGAGGACCAGCAAGCAACGUACGUUCUGGAUGUUCAGCAGCCCAUGGCUCCAUCCGAUGUGGAGACCCAAGAGCCUCUGGAACCGGAGCCCGCCCACGAACUCCGUGCCGAUGGCUAUUACUACAAACAGGCCGAAGAACAGCUUCGUCUGCGGCAUUAAGUCACACAAAAUUGAGUCACCCAAUGACGACAUCGACUCACACGACGAUGCGUCAUCUAAUUGUUGUUAAAUGUUUACCUUAGUUCUUAAAGAGCAUAUUAAAUUUCGGAUUUGAAGAAAUGUUUACCAUA